This is a messenger RNA of Nanorana parkeri, 1521 nucleotides long. It is a transcript of the gene POLM, whose product is annotated as DNA polymerase mu. Lineage: Eukaryota; Metazoa; Chordata; Amphibia; Anura; Dicroglossidae. Gene Ontology annotation, molecular function: DNA binding; DNA-directed DNA polymerase activity. The transcript is spliced from 11 exons. Gene Ontology annotation, cellular component: nucleus. Gene Ontology annotation, biological process: double-strand break repair via nonhomologous end joining. The coding region runs from base 106 to 1521 and encodes 471 amino acids. The record is from RefSeq and is a predicted model, not a curated record.
UCGAUCCCUUUGAAAAAGAGGAAGAAGGAAACUCCAGUUCCAGUAGAUCGAGAAGCGUCAGCUGGCUUAUUCCCUGGGGUCUGCAUAUUCCUGGUGGAGCGCAGGAUGGGAGCAGCACGACGGGGCUUCCUCGCAGCACUGGCACAGAGGAAAGGGUUCUCCGUGGCUCAAGAGUACAGCGAUGCAGUGACACAUGUAGUGUCGGAGCAGAAUUCUCUCGCUGAGGUCCUCGGCUGGAUCGAGGGGAAGACUGGAUGUGGGGUUCAAAGAACAGGACGACAGAAGUCUCCACAUUUCCUGGACAUCAGCUGGUUCACGGAGAGCAUGAGUGCAGGAGAGCCGAUGUCUGUGGAAGGCAGACAUUGUUUACAGGGUGACAGAACUUCUUCCUCCACUGACAAAGCUGAUCAUUCUGCUGUACUGCCCUAUGCCUGCCAACGGCGAACGCCAUUGAUGCAUCAUAAUUCACAGAUCACAGAUGCCCUGGAGAUCUUGGCACGAGCAGCGUCUUUCCGAGGUUCAGAGGUUCGAUAUCUGGGUUUCACCAGGGCAGCAUCCAUGCUGAAGUCUCUGCCAUACAAACUACAGUCUGUAGAAGAAGCCGAGGAUCUGCCGUGGUGUGGCGGGCACUGCAAAUCCGUCAUCCAGGAAAUCCUGGAGGACGGAGUGUGUAGAGAAGCUGAGGCGCUCAAAGCAAGUGAGCAUUACCAAUGUAUGGAGCUGUUGACCAGCAUUUUUGGCGUCGGGGUGAAAACAGCAGAGCGAUGGUACAAAGAUGGAGUGCGGAAGCUGGAUGACCUGAAAGACCCAAAGUUUAAACUGACAACAGAACAGAGACUAGGGCUGGAACAUUACACAGACUUGCGGCUUCCUGUAACACACGAGGAGGCUGACCGUGUACAAUGUAUGAUAAGAGAAGCUCUGCAGACGUUUGUCCCUGACAUCCAGAUUACAAUGACUGGUGGCUUUCGCAGGGGGAAGCAGCAGGGCCAUGAUGUAGAUUUCCUCAUCACGCAUCCCGAUAACAGUGCAUUGACUGGGCUACUGAAGAAAGCUAUGGAUUGGCUGGAUGGGAAGGGUUUACUGUUGUACCGGCACAGGAAGGAACGUUCUCAUGCACCUCACAGAUUAAACAGGAAUAUGGAUGGUCACGAAACUUGCUAUUCCAUCUUUGCCCUUCCUAUCGGUGACUUGAAGUCAGAGCGUGACUCGGUGAGCUCUGGUGUGGCGCGCAGCAUUGGUGACAGCUCGGGCGUCAGUUCUCCGAUCUGGAAAGCUGUCAGAGUCGAUUUAGUGGUCACACCUUACUCGGAAUAUCCAUAUGCCCUUCUGGGCUGGACAGGAUCAAAGCACUUUGAGAGAGAGCUGCGACGCUUCUCAUUGCAGGAAAAAAAGAUGACUCUCAGCAGCCAUGGACUCUUCGAUGGAGACACGAAAUGUUCCAUCGCGGCAACAUCUGAGGAAGAGAUCUUUGCAUAUUUGGGUCUGGACUACGUACCUCCUUCAGACAGAAAUGCCUGA